AUCUGCGCCUUACGGCGUUAGUGAUGUAGUUCGAGUGCGUCUGAAGCUCGGAGGAUGGAAAUUUGGGAUGAAGUAUAUUGACAUUCGUUUAGCCUAUCGCGUGGACAUGCUUGAAGUGAGGGUAUCCGGGAGAACGGUCUCGGGGUGAACUCCGGUUUUGGCUUGGUGAGCUCCGUUCGUAACCAGAAGGUCUUCGUAUAUCCUUGAAACGCAAAUAGCAAGUUUUCAGGUACUGUCAGAGCAUGUGUCGAAUAUGGCGGUGUAAUGGUGGAAGACAUCGUUUGUCAGGUGGACGCCCAAGAAAUCUGUUGCAUAUACUCCGUGGAAUAUGUAGUGUAGAAUGAACUUGUGCCUCUUCACCACUGCAAAGUGUUGGAUAGCUUCAUCCUUGUUUUAGCCAGCACACGCUCAACCAGAAGCCGUACAUCUCCUUUGGGCCACUCAGUUGACGCAACCAUGCGCCAUAAAGCCUCGGGCAGGCAUUUGGAUGUGAUACAAGAUCUGUAGUCAGGUGUUGCAUUGGUGUCAAUUGUAAAGUGAUAUAGCUGUAUAACAUAUCGUUUGAUACCAACUUGUCCGAACCCCAGUCAUGUCUUUCGCUACUCGUCCGGAGGCUCUGGCCACCAAGGCUGGUCGUCGUGCAUUUGCGCGGAACACUGAGGCGCUUCGCUCCCAGCUCCUGGGUGUCCCUAGACGGCCUAGCCGUGUUACCGCGAAGUUCUCCGCCAAGCAGCUUACCGAAAACCUCGCCUCGGAGUUGGUGGCAAAGCUACCAAAGGCUGCCCUUGCAUCGCUGCUGUCGUUGUCGACGACUGGCGUGGCAUCCGCAGCCGACGUUUUCGCUCCUCCGCCAGAGACGAACACCACCACCAUAAACCAGGCUCCGCAGUCCGUGCAGUUUGGUGCAUCCGCGCCGCUGACCGCCCCGGAGGUGCGCUCGGAGUACCAGCUCCCUGAGGGCAACCAGUGGCGCUACUCGGAUUUCGUCAACGCCGUGGAGGCGGGCAAGGUGGAGCGCGUGCGCUUCUCGAAGGACGGCUCCCAGCUACAGCUGACGGCAGUUGACGGGCGCCGUGCUACCGUUGUGCUGCCAAAUGACCCCGACCUGGUUGACAUCCUCGCCAAGAAUGGAGUUGAUAUUUCGGUGUCGGAGGGCGACCAGCAGGGCAACUAUGUGGCGCUGCUGGGCAACAUCCUCUUCCCGCUCAUUGCCUUCGGUGGCCUGUUCUUCCUCUUCCGCCGCAGCCAGAACGGCGGUGCUGGCGGUCCCAUGGGCCCUAUGGGCGGCGCCAUGGACUUUGGCCGCUCGAAGAGCAAGUUCCAGGAGGUGCCGGAGACGGGUGUGGUCUUCGAUGAUGUUGCGGGCUGCGACGGUGCUAAGCUGGAGCUGCAGGAGGUUGUUGACUUCCUGAAGAAUCCUGACAAGUACACGGCCCUGGGAGCUAAGAUCCCGAAGGGCUGUCUUCUGGUGGGUCCCCCCGGCACGGGUAAGACUCUGCUGGCUAAGGCCGUGGCCGGUGAGGCCGGUGUGCCCUUCUUCUCCUGCGCUGCCUCGGAGUUCGUGGAGGUCUUCGUGGGUGUCGGUGCAUCGCGUGUGCGUGAUCUGUUCGAAAAGGCCAAGGCCAAGGCACCCUGCAUCAUCUUCAUUGAUGAGAUUGAUGCUGUGGGUCGCCAGCGUGGCGCCGGCAUGGGUGGCGGCAAUGAUGAGCGCGAGCAGACCAUUAACCAGCUUCUGACGGAAAUGGACGGCUUUGAGGGCAACACGGGUGUUAUUGUGCUGGCCGCCACCAACCGACCCGACGUGCUUGAUCAGGCGCUGCUGCGUCCAGGCCGCUUCGACCGCCAGGUCACGGUGGACCGGCCCGACGUCCAGGGCCGUGUGGCCAUUCUCAAGGUGCACUCUCGCGGCAAGGCACUGGGCAAGGACGUCGACCUGGAGAAGAUCGCCCGUCGUACUCCGGGUUUCACCGGCGCUGAUCUUCAGAACCUGAUGAACGAGGCCGCCAUUCUGGCAGCCCGGCGCAACCUGAAGGAGAUCAGCAAGGAGGAAAUUGCGGACGCACUUGAGCGCAUCAUUGCCGGCCCCGAGAAGAAGGGUGCCGUCAUGAGCGAGAAGAAGCGGCGCCUGGUGGCCUACCACGAGGCCGGUCACGCGCUGGUGGGCGCGCUGAUGCCGGAGUACGACCCGGUUACGAAGAUCUCGAUUGUGCCUCGUGGCGCUGCUGGCGGUCUGACGUUCUUCGCACCUAGCGAGGAGCGGCUCGAGAGCGGUCUGUACAGCCGCACCUAUCUGGAGAACCAGAUGGCGGUGGCGCUGGGCGGCCGCAUUGCGGAGGAGCUCAUCUUCGGCGAGGACGACAUCACUACAGGUGCAUCUGGUGACUUCCAGCAGGUGACCCGCAUUGCUCGCCUGAUGGUGACCCAGCUGGGCCUAUCUAAGAAGCUGGGCCAGGUGGCGUGGUCGUCAAGCGGCGGCGCGCAGUUCCUGGGCGCAUCGGCGGCGCAGCCAGCGGACUUCUCGCAGGCGACCGCUGACGAGAUUGAUAACGAGGUGAAGGAGCUGGUGGAGCGGGCUUACCGCCGCGCGAAGGACCUGGUGGUGUCCAACAUUGACAUCCUGCACAAGGUGGCCGCUGUGCUGAUCGAGAAGGAGAAUAUUGAUGGCGAUGAGUUCCAGCAAAUCGUGCUGGCCAGCCAGGCGCAGCAGUACCUGAAGAAGGACGCGCCCGGUGUGUCCAUUCCCUACCAGGCUGCGUAAAGCGGAUCAGCGCGUGGGAGGCUGCGUAGGUCAUGCUGUGGGUGCGUGAUUGCGGGUGGAUCGAUGCAUGCUUAAUGCUUACGUAGGAAUAUGGGCGAUUGCGGAGUGGCCGUGUCACGGGGCUGGGCGCUUGGGCUAUUUCGAUGGGGAGUUUUCAAAGGGCGCGGUGGUGUUAUCCAGGAUGUGGUGGUUUUGUUGCCCUGAGGUUCAAGCCCGAGCACGUGGCGAGGGCAUGAAUGGCCACGCGAGUGUGGUCUUGGAGAUGCGGAUGGUGCUGUGAUGAGCUAGUCUUGAUGUUUAGUGAUGCCAUACUAUGUUUGGCUACGCUUUCGAAUCGGGUUGUUAACGAGAGCUGUCUGUCACGCAAAGAGUUUUGCCCGCCAGCAGUGGUUCGUUGUUGCAGGAAGAUCGAGCGAGCUUGUACAGUUGUAAUUUUGAUUGUG
This is a messenger RNA of Volvox carteri f. nagariensis, 3201 nucleotides long. RefSeq lists its product as uncharacterized. NCBI's taxonomy places the organism in Eukaryota, Viridiplantae, Chlorophyta, Chlorophyceae, Chlamydomonadales, Volvocaceae. Gene Ontology annotation, biological process: proteolysis. The coding region runs from base 590 to 2758 and encodes 722 amino acids. Gene Ontology annotation, cellular component: membrane; chloroplast thylakoid. The record is from RefSeq and is a predicted model, not a curated record. Gene Ontology annotation, molecular function: zinc ion binding; ATP binding; ATP-dependent peptidase activity. The transcript is spliced from 10 exons.